CUUUUAUAAAAAAAAAAAAAAAAAAAAAAAAUCGUGUGAUUUAACACCAUUGGAUUCCUUUUUAUGAAGUUAUUUGAAGUCAAAGGUCUAUGUCAACAACCCUGCAAGCACGCGUGCAUUGAAGGAGGAAAUUCAACGCUGCAUCAACGAAAUUCAGCCACAUUUAUGCAAAAUGGUCAUGGAAAAUUUCGACAAAAGAAUGCGUAUGUGCCAGUAAAGCCAUGGAGGCUAUUUGCCCUAUGUGCUAUUCCAUACAUAACCUGAUCCUAUGUACUUAACGAUUCAAUAAAAAAAUAACAAUUUAAAGAAAAAAAAAAAAUUGUGUUUUUUAUUUAAUUCAAAUCUUGUGUUAAUUUUGGGACACCCUAUAUAUAUAUUGCGUAGAAAGGGGCGCAAUUACGAGAACGUUUCCAAAUACGUGUCUCGCAUCGAACCAGCAAUGAGAGUCGAUUUACAUGGAGAAUUAUCCCCGUCUCUUCUUUGUCGUCAGAGUUAAAGUCCCACUGAUCGCGAUGAAUAAGGUCGGCGGCACAAGGCUAAGAUAUUGUUGAAGCCUGUCAGUAAAAUAAUGCUCGUAGCGAUCCCGCAAAUUAAUGCGAGAAUGCGAAUUCUUUUGAAGGAUCCCGUGGAGCUCAUGAUAUGAAGGUGUGUUAAUGAAUAUAGCGCGAAUGAAGGUUAUCACAGUAUAUUUGUUGAAGUAUAAUACAAGUGUUGAUGUGUUUUCGUGUAAAAAGAUGUAGUUAGUUUUGCUGGAAUAUAUCUGAAGGAGUGAUAGCCAGUGAUGGUUAAUAAGAGUCGUAAAUCUGGAUGUCUGAGGGAUGUAGUUUGAAGUUCCUCGAACUAUCCGCGAAGACAGUAAUGAAAUUAGGAAAGGGAAGAAAAGAUGGUUAAUUGGUCGGGGGCGGGUUAGGAUAGUUCGUUGGAAUGUUUAAGAAAUUCCAUGUACACCCAUUUUGUUUUAGUGAUCGUGUAGACUAGAGGAUAUCAAUGGAUAUUUCAAUGAGUUCUCAAGAGUAGAUAUUAAGAAGAAAAUAUUGUAAAUAACUGAAGAUACGCACGUGUGUGUCAAUAAUAUAUGACAUCCAAAGUUCUGAUAUGUUUAUUAAAUUCUAUAUAAUUUUACGAGAAAUUGUUUUUCUACGAUCAUAAUUUAAGAAAGAAUAAAUUUUCAUCAACAUUUUAAUCAAGAUUAAAUUAUAUUUUGUUUGAAUUAGAAAGUCAGGUCAUCUUUUCGGCACAAGUUUUGUUAACACGUUGACUGCCACGCGCGUUUUCAGUAAAAUCUACUUCAGGCCACGUGUACGGCUGUACAAAACGUAUUCUGCUGAGUAUUCCCACCGAUAUUUUAAGAAUGCGAAUCGCAGGUUGUUGCAAGAAUAAUCUCUCGCUCCGUUUGUUUCCAUAGUAUCAUGCUUGUUCAUUUAUUUUCGUUACUUCGCAUUUGUUUCUCAUCUCCCUAUUAUACAGGAUCAGUUUGACCCUUUGCCGAUUAACGAACGGUAUAACAUAAAAUUUCUACUCCAAUUCGUUGAAAUGUCGAAAAGAAAAAUGGAAAACUUAUUUAUUAGAGAGUUAAAUAGCAAUGAACAAGAAAGUUUUUACGAAGCUUACACAAAUUCAAAUAGCAGCGAUGAGAAAGAAAUCAGAUUUCCUAGAAAUAGAAAUGUAAAUAGAAUUACAUCGUCUGAGUCCGAUUCGGAUAUUGAUCAGUGCAAUCGUAAUGAUACUGAAUAUAAUGAAGAUUCCAUUGACGAAAUUUUGCAAGAAUUGGUCAUUGAUGAAGAAAGAAGAACUGAUGAUACCGAGGAAAAUACAAUUAAAUUUGGUGAAUGGAAUGAAUUUAGUGAUCGGCAGAAGUCAUUUUCUUUUUCCGGGACGGGCGGCCUCAUUAGGCAAUUACCAGGUGAUGUUAAUCCAUAUGAUGUGUUUGAGCUGUUCAUUGAUGACGAAAUAAUAAGCUUACUUGUAUCAGAAACAAAUAAAUACGCGGAACAAAAGUUAAAUAAAUCUGACCUAACAUCGUGUUCACGGAUGCAUAAGUGGAAACCCAUUAAUCCCGAAGAAAUAAAAAAAUUCUUGGGACUGAUUUUAUAUAUGGGGGUUGUAAAAGUAAACCCCAUUGCCAAUUAUUGGUCAAAAAGUCCACUGUAUAAUUUUCAAUUACCGGGUACUAUAAUGUUACGAAAUAGAUUCGAGUUAUUAUUCAGUAAUUUUUAUUUUGCCAAUAAUGUUUCCAUUGCCCAUAACGAUCGACUUGGAAAAAUACGUCCACUGUUUGACAAACUAGUGGGAAAGUAUCAAAAAAUAUUCACGCCUGGAGAACACAUUGUUAUUGAUGAAACGUUGAUUCCAUGGCGCGGAAAACUCAUCUUCAAACAAUAUAUACCAAAUAAAGCGCACAAAUACGGAAUCAAAUUAUUUAAAUUAUGCUCAAGCACGGGAUAUACAUAGGCGAUGAAAAUUUACUCUGGUAAAUCAGCUGAUGGUGUUAGAGAAACGGGAUUAGCACACAAUGUAUGUCUUCAGUUUGCAGAGAAACUUUUCUACCAAGGACGAACAUUGUAUAUUGAUAAUUUUUACACGAGUUAUGAGUUAGCGAUAUCAUGUUUAAACCGCAAAACCCAUGUUGUGGGAACACUUAGGAAUAACAAAAAAUUCCUCCCAAAAGAUAUUCUUCAUUGCAAACUAACAAAAGGGGAAAUGAUAUUCAAAGAAGAUGAUAAUGGGAUUGUGGUAUUCAAAUAGAGAGAUAUGUGGGACGUGAGAAUUUUAUCAACAAAACAUGCUCCUAUCAUGAUACUAAGUACAAAAAAAAAUUGUAGCAUUCAUGCUGUUUCUCCAAGCCAACAAACAUCUGCAACAUUGAAACUACUAGCUGUUGUUGAAUAUAAUGUAGGAAAAUGUGGUAUAGAUUAUUCCGACCAAAUGGUUUCUUAUGUCACAACAAUUAGAAAAGGAAUCAAGUGGUACUGAAAGCUAGUAUUCAACUACUGGGAAUUUCUGUUUUAAACGCUUUGACGGUUUACAAAAUUGCAACAAAGAAGAAUGUAAAUGAGCCGUUUAUUUUGAAAGUGGCUUAACUCCAUUUGUCAAUUUUUUCCGGUUGCUAUAAUUACAUGUACAACUUUAUCUUAUUUAUUAGUAAAGCAUUUCAAAUUGCUUAUAUUCCGAGCAAAUACGAUAAUUCUUGACACAUAAGUUUUCAGAGUUAGUUCAAUAAUUUAACCGUUUAUUUUGAAAGUGGCCUAACUCCAUUUAUACUUAAAUCAAUGAAUGAAAAUGAAAAUUUUAAAGUCCUCAAUUUAUUACCACGUCGGGGUAGAUCAAGAAAGUUCGAAAAUAUUGUAUUAACAUCACUGUAUAAAAAUAUCAGACAAAUUACAACAGCAAAAUUCAAGGACAUAAUUGACCUAUUACGAUAUAUACCACCGGGACAUCAUGAUUUCUUCAAAUCCCUUUCACACACACAAAAUCUAGAUGAGUAGUAAAUUGUUUUGUAAUAAAUUUAUAUUUGUAAUUUUGUACGUUAUGUAGUUAAAAAAUGUUUUGAAUCGCAUAAAUUAUAUUUUCGAAGUGUUUUAAAGAUAUGUAAAAUAAAUUGAGUAUUUUUUUUUUCAAUUUGAAGCAUCUUAAAUUAUGUUGAAUGGACUUGGGCACCUUCAAAUUUUAUAAUGAAUCUGAUUGUUAAUUUUGAAAGUGGCCUAACUCCAAUCUUGAUAAGAAAACGCAUAUUAUUCACUUAAUAAUUGCCACUAUUUUAAUAGGAACUAUAAAUUUAACACCCUUAGAUACACUUAAGUAGUAUGACUCAUUAAUGUCCUAUACCUAUACUUUUAAAUUCAUUGAAACGUAAACCCUUAAAUAUCUCGAUUUGAAGAUAAAUGGAGUUAGGCCACUUUUAAAAUAAACGGUUCAAAUAUUAGAAGAUUUAGGGAAUUAUUAGCUGCAAAAUUAUUAGGUCCGACUGAAAAUACAACAAAUCCUUGUCUUCGUCGGAAUCAGCAUAAUAUCGUCGUUCGGAAAAAUGAUUUCGGAGGAAGCAUUUGACGCGCAUGCAAAUAAUGUUAUGCAAAUAAAAGGCGUCGAAUGGGCCGAUCAGAGACACGAGAGAACUUAAAGAAAACAACAACUUAUUGUCCAAGUUGUCCUGACCAAGCCCAGCUUUGUAUAGAAUGUUUUAAAGUUUUACAUUCUACAAAAUUUUCUUAACACUAUGCUGUCCGACGACACCACAAUGGUAUCGUGCGCAAAUUAUCGGCUAAUGACCGGCGAUAUUACAUUGCUGUGUGCAUAUCAAUGGCCGAUGACAGCACUUUAGUAUCUUUUGUAUUCUGUAGGUGUUUAGUUUAGGUAACAAUAAGUUACAUACGUCUCAAGUUUUUUGUGUUCAUAAGUAUUUGUGCCCUUUCAUCAUGGCAGACGAAAGAGACGAUACGAUUAUUUACGAUGAAUGCGCAGACGUCUUGUCUGACGUUCCGGAUGACUUGGCCGAUUGGGAAGAAUAUAAUGGAUAUCAAAAAAAUAAAAGUAAAGCAGAAUCGUCGGAAGAUAAUGAAAUACCUAUUAGAAGAAUGCAGCGAACGCUACGGUUGCCAAUUGAUUCGGAUGAAUAAGACGAAUAAGACAGUGCACAGUGGUCAGACUUUGAUGUACUGAGGACUAAUAAUAAAUUUGAAGGAUGCCCAGGUCCAAACAUAUUUCCCAAAGAUACACAGAACGUCGAGGAUAUCGUAGAAUUAUAUAUUGGGAAUGAUCUAUUUGAAUAUAAUAGCAAUGAAACUAACUAAGUAUUACAGUCAAAAUUGCAAUAGAAGGAAACUGGAUAAAAAAUAUGCCAAAUUUGUGGACGUUACGGCACCCGAACUUAGAAAAUGGUUUGGGCUUGUUAUACUUAUGGGUAUUGUAAAAAAAGCAAGGAUCGAUGAUUAUUGGUCAACGAAUCCGUUGAUAGAUACACCGAUAUUUCACAAAACGAUAUCCCGCAAUCAAUUCAGACAAAUAUUAUCAUUUUUACAUUUUCCCGACAACAACAAUAAACCGGAUAAUGCCGACCGACUUUUUAAAGUGCAAUUCAUAAUUGAUUAUUUUUCCAAAAAGUUCAAAAAAAAUUUUAAUCUAAGUCAAAACAUCUCAAUUGAUGAAGGAAUGAUACCGUGACGUGGAUGGUUAAAUUUUAAAUUUUACAAUCCGUCGAAAAUUAUGAAAUAUGGCAUACUCAUUCGGAUGCUGUGUGAUUCGAUUAUGGGAUACAUUUCCUCAUUCAAGAUAUACUCCGGCGUUGGACAGCCUUUAGCUAAAACAAUGAUGGAACUAUUGGCACCUUCUUAUGGAAAGUGGCAUCACCUCUACAUGGAUAAUUAUUACAACAGUGUAGAACUUGCAGAGAAUUCACUUGAAAAGAAAAUUCGAGUUUGUGGAACGAUACUAGUUGAGAUUAGUAAAAUUUAACAAUUUAUAAUCUUCCAAUAAUGUCAAGAACGGUCGGCGGCAAGCCAAGUAAUCCGAAUUAGCGCUGCCGGCGCCAAGCGAAUAAAUUUUUACGAGACGUGCGGACGGCAUAGUAUUAAUAAACCAUUUUCGUCUUACUUUUAUAACAACAGUUUAUAUUAAUGAAUAUUCAAUAUAAAUUUAAGUUUAUAUUAAUAAAUAUAGUUUAUAUUAAUUAAUAUUCAAUAGUUUUGUUACUUCCUUUGCGAAAUAUCUUUUCAAAUACAUACGAAUAUCCUUCGCAAGUAGUCAAAUAAGCGUCACUCUAAUACGGGUGACACGGCCCAAUCAGAAAUUCUACUGUCACCCGAAUAUAGGUGACGUGGCAAUCAACGUGUUAAAAUGUAAUAUUUUUAACCCUUUUGCUACGGCAGUGUGCUCCUUCGGAGUGACUCCGCUGAACGGACCACCGUGCCGCCGGAGUAGCGUCACUGAACGGAACACUGGGUUGGAAAGUGUGCAUGUUACUCUUAGGUAAAAACUGUUGUUCGGACUUACAUCUUUCGAUGCAGCCUUGUCAUUCUCUGGAUCGUACUCUUCUUUAAGUGUUACAUUAACGACGUAUUUGGAGACUUUGCAAUUAUUGUAAAUACAAAUAUAAUUUAGGGUAAUUGAUAUGUGAAAUUAAAAGUCUCAAUAAUUUAAUUCACAAUGAUAAAUUUUAAAGGAAGGAUCGACACACAAUCCAACAUUACAGUUUUUACAUUCAUAUGUAGUUUCGCGUCUUUUGUCUAACUACGCACUUCCUUGGUUUUUUCCUGCCGAUUUAUAAACCGACGGAAAAUGUCAUUCUGUUAAUCUCAGUGGAUGAUUAUUGCUUGUUCGAUAUUGAUGAUAUACUUUGAUGAUACUUUCCCAAUAUUUCACUAAUUAAUUGCAAUUGAAAUUUUGCCAUAGAUAUCGGUCGUUUCAUCUUAUGUUUGAAAAGACAAUAAUUAUUCCACAAGCAAAUGUCCAACAACUGAAAGAAAAAGUUGCGGUAGCACUUUAAAGAUUUGCAUUUCGAAUUCACAGUGCUUAUAACCAUAUCAGUUUAUCCACUGCACUCAUUGAAUUGUUAUAGUCUAAUACGCAUACAGGUUUCUGGAUAACUCUGAUUACCGUUUUAAAUUCUGCUGUAUGCAUGAUAGAAAGCAUAUACACUUCUUUCUUAUCCAUCCACCUUAAGACUAAUAAGUUAUUAGAUGAUCUAAAUGCUGCCUCCCCUCUUUUUAAUCGUCUAUCAACUUUUGGCAUUUCUCCUUUUCCUUACGGUCCCGCACGCAUUUGUGCGAUUAUUAUGCAUAACUUAAAUAAAGCAGGAUUCGAAUUAUCUACAUAAAGGGUAUGGUCCUUUCCUAGAUAGGGCUUCAUAAGGGCUUCCAUUAUUGCUCCGGAUUUUCCAAUAUCUAGAUUUUCAAUAUUUAUCAUGGUAGAUGAUCUGGCAUAAACAAUUAAAUCUUGCACGAACCCUGUCUCACAGUCGCUCAGAAUAAACGAUUUUAUACCAAAUCUGUUUCUUUUUGAUGGGAUGUAUUGCUUAAAAGAAAGCCGCCCUUUAUAUAAAAGUAAACUUUCGUCAAUGCAUAGCCGUUGGUAAAGCUGAAAUAAUUUACUGAAUGCUUUUCUUAAUAUUUCAAUGACGUUCCGUAGUUUGUACAAGCGAUCAUUGGUACGACCGACGUCAUCGGUGAAAUGUAGCAUCUGUAGUAAUUUCAAAUAAUGGUCUCUAGUCAUUACUUCUCCAAAAAUAUCGCUACGCAGAAGUUUGUCUGUAUUCCAGUACUCUGCUAAUAAUAACUUCUUGUUGCAUGUCAUCAAGAAUAACACAGCAAAAAACAGUAUAAUUCGGCUAGUACUGUUCCAUCUGACUUGUUUACGUUAUUAUUAUUCUUUCGAGACCAAUAUUGA
Vespa crabro (European hornet) is the source of this 7377-nucleotide messenger RNA. Its product is annotated as piggyBac transposable element-derived protein 4-like. The record is from RefSeq and is a predicted model, not a curated record. NCBI's taxonomy places the organism in Eukaryota, Metazoa, Arthropoda, Insecta, Hymenoptera, Vespidae. The transcript has a single exon. Bases 1534 to 2451 code for a protein of 305 amino acids.